Messenger RNA from Triticum urartu, 1037 nucleotides. NCBI's taxonomy places the organism in Eukaryota, Viridiplantae, Streptophyta, Magnoliopsida, Poales, Poaceae. The record is from RefSeq and is a predicted model, not a curated record.
CUGAACGGGCGACCUGCGGACCAGAUGAAGAAGAAGGGUGUUAGCAUUGUUGCAUUGUGGGAAAGAGCUUCCAAGGCAAAUAAAAGAAUUUCGACAUCUACACCAAAUCCUCUUGAUGUUGAAGUUGAGAGCAGUAUCGUUCCUCCUACUAUUGAGAGCAAUCUGCAACUGGCACUUGUGCAAGCACAUGAACCUGAUGAUGGACACACAGAACCUGAGAGUGCAGCUGGCUCCCCAACCCCAAUUGUAGAAGAUGAUGAAGCAAAUGAUGAAGUUCAGUUUGAAGUAGAUUUGGAAGCACUUGAGUCUGAUCCUGGGAAACGGAUCCCCAUCUCUAGGUACAAUGUCAAUGACCAGGAUAAAGUUAGAAGGAGAUACAUCGAGUUGGGGGCAUGUCAACCAAAGAAACAUAAUUUUGAGUAUAGAGAUAUAAGUGGAUUACAGCGUCGCUUUUCUCCUUCUUGGUUUAAGGAUUACAAGUGGCUUGAGUAUAGUGUGGACAAACAAGCCGCUUUCUGCUUCGUUUGCUAUUUGUUCAAGGAUAAAACAAGAUGUCCCGGUGGAGAUGCUUUUGUGAAGAAGGGAUUUAAUAACUGGAACAUGAAGUCGAGAUUGAAGAAACAUGAAGGUGAGGUUUGUAGUGCUCAUGCUGAAGCUCAAGAGAAGUAUGAUAGGUUCAGUACACCACAAACAUCAAUUCGGGAGUCUAUUGCUUCAAACACCUCACAAUACAAGGCUUUGUAUAAACAGCGUUUGACAUGGACACUCAAGUGUGUGAGAUUUCUGUUGUGCCAAGGCUUGGCAUUUAGAGGACAUGAUGAAAGUGAAGACUCACUAAAUAAAGGGAAUUUCCUUGAGCUUCUAAAUUGGCUAGCAUGAAAUUUUGAAGAGGUUGACAGGGUUGUUCUCAAGAAUGCUCCACAGAACUGCAGGAUGACUCACCAUGAUAUACAGCAAGAGGUGAUAAAAUGUUGUGCACAAGAGACUACUAAACUAGUCAUUGAGGAACUUGAUGGUGAUCAUUUUGCAAUACUUGC